Messenger RNA from Rubroshorea leprosula, 278 nucleotides. Lineage: Eukaryota; Viridiplantae; Streptophyta; Magnoliopsida; Malvales; Dipterocarpaceae. The record is from the annotation of a GenBank genome assembly.
GCUUUUCUUUUCCUUCCCUCAACGAAUUAUUUCCCUAACUUCUCUUCUUUAUGUUACUUUACUUUCCCUUAUUCUUUCAGCUCCUUACCUUAUUCUUUUUGUCAUGCCCCAGAACCCAAAUCCGAGACGCGACAGACGCCGUGCACUCGUGAGACGGGUCCCACAAAUGCACAAGGCUCGGAACUUAUCACAUUCACACUCUGAUACCAUCAAAAUCUGAAGAUCAAAUUAUAAAAUCUCUCUGAUAUCAUAAAAUCUCCAAAUACAAGAUCAUGAUU